AUGUUACGAUUUCUGAAUCUGAUAAUUCUAUUAGUUAUUUUGCUGGAAGAAAUAAUUCCAUCACAUCAGCUUGCUUUAUUUGAUGGGAAGUUGGAUAUUGGACAGUUGAAGGACGAUCGAUUGCUACGUUUAUAUGAAAGCAUUGAACAACAAGGCAAUGUUUUUUAUGAACAUCCUUCAUGUCAGCAGAAUUGUACUGAACUGAAUCCGGAUGCCGUACUUCAAAAGUGUCCAGUGUUACAACGUGGCCUUACAUGCGGCAAAUAUAAAGUAUACCAUUAUCGUCGUCAUUGUUUAACUGCAACAGUUUAUUGCCGACGAAAUAUGACGAACAUUAAUGAAGUUGCUGUAUAUGUUGCUGUUACUGGCACUGAUUUGAAUGCUAACAAAACUGGUUUAUUUGUGCUACCGUAUAUCGAUAAAAAGGAGAUUUCUGUACCACAAAUAGUUGUUGAAAAAGCUUACCAAGGAAAUGGUAAUAUGGGUGAACUUGUUUGUGAUUCAAGUGGUAAUUGGAUCUUAUAUGAUACAAAUUAUCAGUAUAUGGUUGAACAUCUGUUUUGUUUAGUUGUCGAAGCAAGAAAUUUGAAUUAUUUGUUGGAUUUACGUCGUCCUGAAUUUGAUCGUAUAACUACAUUAAUACCAUAUCGUCGCCGUGAUCCCGAGUUUUUCAAUCAGCCGUAA
Loa loa (African eye worm) is the source of this 684-nucleotide messenger RNA. RefSeq lists its product as hypothetical. Lineage: Eukaryota; Metazoa; Nematoda; Chromadorea; Rhabditida; Onchocercidae. The transcript has 3 exons. The record is from RefSeq and is a predicted model, not a curated record. The coding region runs from base 1 to 684 and encodes 227 amino acids.